GCCCUCAGCGGCCUCGCUUCCGCCGUGCCGCUCUGCCCCCAGAGCCAGCGCUGCGCCCCGGCCCGGCCCGGGAGAGUGGAACCAGCCCGGCCCCGGGGAGCUGUCCGCCUCGGGCAGGCUCAGGGGUGCCAACGGGAGCGAGAUGUGUUGACGUGCUUUGGUUUUCCUUAGGGAGAGCGAGGCCGCGGCAUCGCCAGAGGGCAGCAGGAGCCGCGCCGCGGGAAGGCAGCGAGUGCAGCUGCAGGGCUCGGAUUGCCCGGCCGGGCGCUGAGGUGAUGCUGUGAGCACAUGAAGAGUGUGCAGGGACUCUUGGCUGCCUCUGUGAUUUCCAUCCAGAAUUCCUGCUUCAUCUAUCCUGCCUGUCAAAAUUGCUUUUCCAGGCUGAUACUGGAUUCCAGGAGGUUCAUCUGUCUAAAAUGUGGCUGCACAGGUGAAGCUAAAGAUGCAAGCUACAGAUAUAGAUUGUCCCUAAAGAUUGCUGACACUAAUGAUUUGUUUGACAUCACUGUUUUUGGAAGUUGCUUAGAUCCAUUCUUUGGGGUCACCGCAGAGAAUCUGCAGAGGUAUAUGCAAGACUUCAAUCAGCUGUCAGGAGAAACAAACACAGAGUCAACUACAAGAGCAUUGGUUCAAGCAGUGGAAACCUGUUUCAUUGGAAAAAGGUUUAUAUUUGGAGUGAAGGUUUGUGCAAGGGAAGUUGGAGGCCAUUCUGCUGCCAGCAGCACCUUGCAGAAGUGUUCCAGAAUUAAUAGAAGUACAAAAAGCCUUGUGGCGUGCCAGAUCUUCCCGCCAAAUGCUGCUGUUACUGGCUUCACUGUUAUCAGCUGCUUAGAUCGUCUCCUGCAGUCGGCAAAAUUCAGGAGCUGUAAGGACAGCUCAUAUUUACCUGAUGCGUCAUCAGCUCCCGUAGAUGAACCUCUCAGUGAGCUCAGCAGCUUGUCUAGCCUGAGCAGGAGCUCCUGUUUUGUUCAGUCUAGUGGCAGGGAAAGUUUUUUAGGGUGCUGGCAGCAAUCCUUAGGUCUGACUUCAUCUGUUGCUUGGGUAACAGUGGAAGACUUUCCCACUCUGGAAGUGGGAAAGCUGGUGAGUGAACAGCAGGAACAAGAGGAGAAGCCUGUCUCUGUAGAAUUGGGCAGUGUAAGCCUCAACAAUCAAACUCUUUGGGACUCACAGUUUCUGAUCUCUUCUGUGAAGGAAGGGGAUAAAGAGCAGGAUAAUGAAUCGAGUUCACAGCUUAGUUGUACUGAUGGUAUCUCUGCAACUGAUAAAUUGGAGAGAGUUUCCUCUUCAAACACCAAAUGUUCACAUGGAAACAGUUCCAAGUUGUUACAACAUCCCUUGGAAUCUGAGGUAAAAAACAAUUACCCAAAAACUAAUAGUAGAGAUUAUUGUUACGCAGAAAAAUCCCACAAUGCCCUUGUUUGCAAGAGAGAUGCCUCAGCUCCCAAUCACGUAAAUGUAGCUGGAGUGUCUCAGAGGGACUCUGUGCUUUGGGAAGAACUCCCAUUCUCAGAAAGCCUAAAUGAAUUGUUAGCCAGAAUAGAGGAUGGCAGGAGUGUUGUAACGUCACCCACCCUUGAUGCAAGCAAACUUGUCCAUCUUGAAAGUAGCAAGUUAGGUGUAAAUCUUAAGGAAUCAUAUUCCAAGCAAGCUGUAGGUGAUUUGCCUGCAGCCAGUGUCUCAGGGAGGCUCUUGCCACCAGCAAGGAAUGACAGCUGGGAGACCACAGUUUUUGCUUGUCUUCAGUCAAAUGCAAACCCUCCAAGUGAUGUCUCACAAUAUGAAUCUUCCCCUAAUGAUUUAUCUUCAACCCUCACAGAAGGUGGAGCAUCCUCACCAGUUACACCAGAGCCUUCUGUUUCUCAGAGCAGAUAUGUGCAGUCCAAAGAAGCAAAUAAUGACCCUGCAGAUUCAUCUUGGUCUUUUAUUAGGCUGCAUGGAGAAACCUCCUGUUCAAAAAAGAGCAAGACAGCCCCCUGUGUGCAUUCUGCAUGUGAAAGCUGUUUAGCUUCUUGUGAAAAUAAAGAAAACUAUUCUACACCAAGCCAAAAAACAGAUCUUGCACUCACAGGGGCCCAGGUCGCUGAUCCACCAAUUCCCAACAAUGCAAGAAGUAUAUAUAAAAGAGAAUUAAAACCAUUGACAGAACUGCCAGAUAAUGCCUUCAAAAGUGUUAGUAGGAAAGAGCUGCAGUGGAACAACAUCCUCCCUGAAGGCAGAUACAAUGCUUCUGCUGAUCUCUUUGAUGCAAGUGUAAGAGAUGUGGCAAAACCUGUGGAAUUCUUAAAUAAAUCAUGUAAUUCUUUAAUACAGGAGGAUACUUUGACAGAGAAGGUCACAGCUGAAUCAGUGCUUUCUCCUGGAGGUGUUCCUUGUUACAGUUCAAAACUGAGCUCAUCCCUGCCCAGGUCCCCUCAUGCUUUUAGCAAGCACAGCACACCUGUAACUUACUCCUUUUGGGAUUCAGAAUGCAGCUCAGUUUGUGCUCAGGACUUCGUUCCUUAUUCACAGUCAACUCCUAUGACUAAACCUCUGCAAAAACUAUGGCCUGUUGGGGAAAGAAGCUCUUUUAUCACCCUCUUCACCCCUAAAAAUCCAACUAAAAUCCAUUCCAAAUGCAAGCGAUCCAGGUCUUCCUUUCAGAACACUCUGCUGCAGCAGCUUACCAGCAAGGUAGUGAAACGUGAGAGACCAAGGAACAGGAAAGACAAAGACAGUGGUAGCUCUGCUUCUCAGAAGUUCCUGAGCAGCCAACUGCCUGCCAGCUUGGAGGAGUGGAUCCCUGCAUCUUCAAACAAAGGGCUGAAACCAACUGCAUCUUUAAAUUUAAAAGCAGUUAGCUGUGCUGCUGACUUGCAAUCCACCUGUGGGCACACUGGCAGCAACCCUAUUUCUGAAAGCAGAAAGAACGGUGAAAAUGAUGAAUCUCUCAUCCAAAAUGAGAGAAUAAGCCCUGGGGAUAGAGCCAAGAUUCUAACAACUCCUUUAUCUGCAAGUGUCACCAAGACCUUGUUUUUAAAUGAUCCUGUCCUGAAAACUUGUUCCCCUUCAGAAGGUCUUCUGUAUCCCAAAUCCAAACCAGCUGCAUUUAGGAUCAUUGAACAGAGAAAUCUUGGAUUUGCUGCUUGUAAGCUUGUACAUCAAGUCCUGCAGAAGGAUGUGGGAAUCUGGUGGCACAGGAUCUGAGCAGCCUGAAAAUGCUGACAUUUUGUUGUGAGUGAGUGUUUUAAGGUCCUACUGUGGCCCAAGGGGAUGCACCACACUUGUAGAACCAGAAACAGACCUAAAAGUAACUUCUGCACCUUCUAAUCAAAUGCUUUUCCCUUGAGAAACGGGAGGGAGAAGGGUAUUUGGAAUCAAACAAGCUUCUCCUGUGGCUGAGCAGGAUAUAAAUGAGGUACAGCCUCUCCUGCCAAGGGUGCAGAUGUGCUGAGGCUGUGGGCUGACCCAAGAAAAAGUUACACGUGGUUAUGCAGCAGGUCUGCACAGGUAAAUUCCUUCUACAAAGAAGCUUUUUCAAGUCAGCAUUGGUUGGUUUGGUUAUUUUUUUCUCUCCUUAUUUACAGUUGAAAUCUAGGCACAGGUUCAAAGACUUGCCUGGUGUUGAAAGGACAUGGAGCACAGCUCUGGCGAUCACUGAAAGACCUUAUCUCUUCUUGCUGUCCCCAGCAAGAAUCUCAAGCAAACCGCAAAAGUUCCUCUGGUAUUUAAGGAUCCUGAAACAGCAGAUGGCAGUGGAAAGAGGCACAAGAUUUCUUCUGACAGGUCCAAGCCUAGAGCUCUGCAGUCCCUGAACCCUAGACAUAAACAGAAGAAAAAGGAACAUCUUGUUAUAGCAAAGAGAGAGACAGAAAAAGAGCAGAAUUAGACAUCACAAUUUUUAACAAUGUUUAAUUUAUAAGCUGAUGAUGUUUUUAAACUGACAGAGGGGAAAUUUAGGUUAGACACCUAGAAAAAAUUCUUCACCAUGAGGGUGGUGUGGCACUGGCACAGGUUGCCCAGAGAAGCUGUGGAUGCGCCAUCCCUGAAAUACUUCAAGGCCAGGUUGGAUGUGGCUCUGAGCAAGCUGGUGUAGUGGAAGGUGUCGCUGCCCAUGGCAGGGGGAUUGGAAGAAGAUCUUUGAAGUCCUUUCCAACCCAAAACCAUUCUGUGGUUUGGUGACCAAGGUAACCUGUGAGUGCAGUUGCUUGCUAAGUGUGGUGCCAGUGACAGCAGAGCAUGGCAGGGCUGUGCUGUAAAGGACACAGGGCUCCCUGUGAAGGCCUCCUGGCACAGCCAGAAGAAGUUUUUAAGACCUUCACAAGCUGCUGCUGAGUUGUCUAGCUGAGCUUUAGCCCAGCAAAUCAGGGCACCAAAACCACACCAGGGCUCCUUUAGUCAGGGUAGGGCAGGGCUCCAGGAUGAGGCCAAGUGAAAAGGCCUGGACUCAUACCUGCAUUUACCAAGUGCUAUGCCUAUUGAAAAGAUUUUAUGUAUUGCAAAUAAAAUCCUACUUGAUGAACCCUUGGGGCAAGUGGAAAAGAAGGAAGAAAUGUUGUCUGCCUGGAAAUUAUAAAUCUGCAUGGAUAGCUUAUGUAGAAGAAAUGAAGUGAAAGACAGCAUUACUCAUACCCAAAUCACUGAGCAUGGGGAAGGCAAUACAGAAAAAGGUUUUAAGGCAUCAUAAGACUUGAAACCAGUUUUUUCUACUACAGCACAUAAUAGGGUACUGCAGUUAUCACUGGCUCUUUAAGCACUCCCUUGUGAUGAACUGGACAGAUACCCCUUCUAUCACCAGGAGUUAGAGCUGAUCCAAGUGAGACACCAGAGACUUGAUGCAGCUGGCUGUGAAACACUGCUAGAGCUUCUACAUCAUAUACCUGACAGCAUCUUGACAUGAAAUGCUUGGUCCAGCAUGAGUGAUU
Messenger RNA from Passer montanus (Eurasian tree sparrow), 4904 nucleotides. It is a transcript of the gene DDIAS, whose product is annotated as DNA damage induced apoptosis suppressor. The record is from RefSeq and is a predicted model, not a curated record. Gene Ontology annotation, biological process: negative regulation of intrinsic apoptotic signaling pathway in response to DNA damage. NCBI's taxonomy places the organism in Eukaryota, Metazoa, Chordata, Aves, Passeriformes, Passeridae. Gene Ontology annotation, cellular component: nucleus; cytoplasm. Bases 289 to 3186 code for a protein of 965 amino acids. The transcript has 6 exons.